This is a messenger RNA of Fundulus heteroclitus (mummichog), 6919 nucleotides long. RefSeq names its product Rho guanine nucleotide exchange factor (GEF) 12a (gene arhgef12a). Gene Ontology annotation, biological process: G protein-coupled receptor signaling pathway; intracellular signal transduction. Lineage: Eukaryota; Metazoa; Chordata; Actinopteri; Cyprinodontiformes; Fundulidae. Bases 1389 to 5690 code for a protein of 1433 amino acids. The record is from RefSeq and is a predicted model, not a curated record. Gene Ontology annotation, molecular function: guanyl-nucleotide exchange factor activity; G protein-coupled receptor binding. The transcript is spliced from 42 exons. Gene Ontology annotation, cellular component: cytoplasm.
ACUGGUAGCGGCGCGAGGGCGUUGCUAGCGGCAGAAAGUGGGAUUGUUUUCUUUUUCUUUUUUUUUUCUUCCGCCACCUUUCCUCAAGUUAAACUCUUCUACAAGCCGCGUCUUCCGCUGGAAAACAACGCCUUUUUUUAACAUUUUGCCAAAAGUUUAAGCCCCCCCCCCCCCCUCCUCCUCCCCGUCUGCCGAGGCUUUCGGUUGUUUACAGAGGAACGGCUGCUACUUGGCGUCCCGUUAGCUGCUGCUGGCCCGCGGAGCUGCUAGCCAAGCUCUUCCAUCCACGGGGAUUCUGCCGAGAAAAGAGCGAGUUCUGGAAACAUGGAGUCGAGCGACGUAGCGCCGUGCUAGCCGACUCCGGACGGAUUUUCUUUCUCUCUCUCUUUCUUUUUUUUCCCACCCCUCUGCUCCCGGAGACUUCCCGACACGGACACAUAUCACAAGCUGCUCUGGACUCAAGAGGGUGUUGUUACAUAUAUAUCUAUAUAUAUAUAAAUAUAUAUAUUUUUUCCCCGUCGGCGCCUCGGCUCAUUGUUGUGAACGGGGAGUUUGCUUAGUUUGCACUCGAAACAAGAGCACGCACGAAGUUUUUUUUUUUUUUUCUUCUUUUUUUUUGACGAAAGGGCUCAUCUGUUUUGUUUGCUGGCAGCAGGCGAGAUUUAACGCCUGCCAUCUUACCGUGAGAAAGGAUUGAGGGAGGGAAAAAAAAGCAGUAUUUCUUCCUUAUUUAUAUCAACAUGACUAUCUUAGGCCGUUUUGUUUCGUUAAUCUAGACAUUUAGCCGCAGUUGUUUUUUUGUUUUUUUUUGCUAACUUGUAACGCGGCUCGUCGGCAACUCGCUAACUGAGCGACUCCCAUGAUCACCGGAGAGUCGUCCCCGCGGCCACGGGCAGGCGUUUCUGGGAACAAGGCAUACCAGAUGGGACUGCAGGAAUUUCCAGCAUCUUUAAAGAUCAUUUAGGCACCGAGAGGCCACUCGUAGCCGAGCGAGGGGUGGUGGCAGACGGACCGCAUCGCUGGGCCAAGCUGCAUUCGGAUUGUUUUGUUUGUUUACACGCUUCCUACCGGCGGAGAAAGGAAAAAAAAAAAGAAACGAAAACUGGGGAUGUGAUUGCACACAGACAAACACACGCAGAAAAAAAAGGAGUUCAUGUGUGCACGGCACGUUGUGCCAGCUGGAUGCUACUAUUUUUAUAUUUAAUAAUGCUGGCUAGAAAGAGCGCUACACUGUAAGGUCCUCGCUGCUGUUCCAUUUGGACAAGGAUUACCUGUAAACAAGAUCGACCUACGAAUGCCAGAGAAGGACGCUCCAGGAAGUCGGGUCACCAGGCUCUGGAAAAUGUUAAUGGGAUAUCAUUUUCUGCAAAUCUAGAACCGGAAGCCCAAUGAGUGACACACAGUUUAGCUCCACUGACAGGUUUACCAAGAAAGCAAUAAGAACCAACAGCAUUCUCAGUAAGGACCAUCCACCAGACAAGAAACCUAAAAGUGAGAAAACCUCACUUCCCUCCAAUGAGUUUGACCCUACAGAAGCUCUGGUGGUGGAGAAGAGUGGCAACAGCAGUGUGCUUACAGAGGGAAAGCCCGAGUCCUGUGGUCUUGUCCAGCGAUGUGUGAUCAUCCAGAAAGAUGAAAAUGGCUUUGGGCUCACUGUCAGCGGUGACAACCCUGUGUUUGUGCAGCUGGUCAAAGAAGAUGGGGCUGCUAUGCGGGCAGGUGUUCAGACGGGAGACAGGAUCAUCAAGGUUAACGGGACCCUUGUUACACAUUCUAACCACACCGAAGUAGUGAAACUUAUCAAAUCGGGCUCCUAUGUGGCCCUCACGGUUUUGGGACGGCCUCCGGGUCUCGCCCAGAUCCCUCUGCCUGAAGCAGAACCGGACAUCUUGGGUGUUAGCAUAUCCUCUCCAAACUCUCCAGCAGCAGAGCGCCCCUAUAGUCCCCUGGACCGCCUCUCCCCCUCAUUACCUCCAUGGGUAGGAAAGGAAGAAAACAGCAGUGCCUGCAACCAGAAGACUGAUGUCUUGCAAAAGAAGCUCUCUAAAGAACAGCAGGAUCUGCAGGCAAUGAAAGAGGAGUACGCCAGGAACCCCUCCUCCAAACUACUGAAAGACAUCCAGGAAGCUAAGAAACACAUUCCUCAGCUGCAGGAUCAGCUCUUCAAGGCCACUGGAACAACACAGGAGGCUGUUUCAUGCGGCGAUACGGACGACGGUAGCAUAUAUGAAUCGGAUCGCACACAUACCCCUAAAGCAGACUUCGGCACAGAUCUGGUGCAGUUGGAGCGUCACGAUUACAUGUCACGCAAGUUUGGACCAGCGUCUCCAGAAAGCCCGUAUCCAAAAGAGUUGUGUCCCAGCCCAAAGAGCACCCCCCGAAACAGCUUCAACUCCUUCCACUCCCCAGAGGCGGAGGCAGAGGAUACCACCGACCUGGACUCUCUGUCACCCACCUCUUUCAGCAGUCCCUUAUCUUCUCGCAUCAUCGGAGCUGAAGACGAGGAUUUUGGUCGAGACCAAGAGCAGACAAACGGCCAGUGUGACUGCUUUAACAGUAUUGAGCAGCUCAAGUCUCGCCCUGCCCACCUCGCAGCCUUCCUGCAUCAUGUCAUCUCUCUGUUCGAACCCGCUCCUGUGCUGUGCUACCUCUACGCUGACCUCUACAAGCAGACCAACUCCAAAGAGACCAGACGGGUUUUCAUGGACCUUCACGCUUUUUUCAUGGACCGGGGAGCAAAUUUAAAGGUUCCUGUUCCUGAAUCUGUUUCCUCUGAUCUUGACCGGCGGCGGACGGAGCUGAUCCCAGAGGAAAUAAACAGGCAACAUGUUCAAACACUGCAGGAUUCCCUGCUAGCUGACGUUGAGAAAAACCUUGAGGAUUUUAGGCAGAAGCGCAGCAUGGGCCUCACGGUGGCUGAAGCUGAGCUGGCCAGACUGGAUCAAGAGAGGGUUCUUGAGCGGGAGCGUUCAUAUGCUGAAAACAUCAUCUCCAAAAUAGAUGACAUCCUUUUAAAUACUCAGACCACAGAGGAAGACAAAUGCACUACGAUACAGUUAGUUAUCUAUACAUACAUGAAGCACCUUGGUGUGAGGGUCAAGGAGCCUCGAAAUCUGGAGUCCAAACGGGGUCUGAACCGCCUUUUUCCUAAGAUGAAGAAAAGUAUUAAUAAAGAAGGCGAGGACAAAAUGAAAAAGAAGUUUUUAAAUCUUGUUCCUCAACGGCGACCAAGCCGCAACGAGGCAUCAUCGGCAGUCAAAGCCCUGGACAAUCGCCCCCGGCCUCAGAAACAGCUGUCUCAGCCAGCACUGGGAGCCGUGGACCAAAUGGAUGGUAGCCGUCUGAGGGGCAGCCUGUCCAGUGAGGGCCCUGAACUCACUUAUCACACAUCUGUCUCAUCUCCAAGUAACACCAUCCCCAGCCUGGACGGCAGCAGGGACAAUGAUAUCGGAACCCCGACAUCAGCCCCCUCCAGGUUGAGUGACGGCCUUCAGCCUGAUCCUCUGGAUCCAAUAGCAUUCCAAGCUUCAAACAUGGAGUUUUAUACGCUGGAGCAGCUACAAGAGGAUGACAGAGAAAGUGACAGAGCUCAUGAGGGAACGCCAAAGACUGUGAGAAGACUUGAGGGAUUGGGUAUCGGUGAUGUCCAGAGCGAGGAUGAUCAGGGGACGGACUCUGAGCUCGAUCCCCCCAACUGGCAGCAGCUGGUGGGGCGAGAGAUCCUUACGGGACUCAGGCCUCAAGAGAUUAAGAGACAAGAAGUUAUAAAUGAGUUGUUUUAUACAGAGCGUGCACAUGUGCGCAUGCUGAGGGUUUUGGACCACGUUUUCUACCAGAAGCUUUCCAAAGACGCAAUCCUUCCUCUCGCUGACAUCAAGAACAUCUUCACCAACCUGGAUGAGGUUCUGCAGCUGCAUGUUUCAGUACUCGACCAAAUGGCAGCGGUUCGGAAGAGAAACGAGUCUCCAGUGAUAGACCUGAAAGGGGAGGACUUGCUCUCGUGGUUCGGCGGUGCUGAGGAGGACAAGAUCAAGCAGGCAGUGGGGACGUUUUGCAGUAACCAGCCGUUUGCACUGGAGAUCAUCAAGACCAAGCAGAAGAAAGACUCCCGGUUCACCUCAUUCAUCCAGGAGGCUGAAAGUAACAGACUGUGUCGACGACUGCAGCUAAAGGACAUCAUUCCUGUGGAGAUGCUACGGCUCACCAAGUACCCCCUCCUGUUGGACAACAUUGUCAAAUACACAGACGAUCCAGUGGAGAAGCACAAAGUUAAGCAGGCGGCAGACUGCUGUAGGAAGAUCCUCAGUCACGUCAACCAGGCUUUAAAAGAGUCAGAGGACAAACAGAGACUGGAGGACUACCAGAGAAGAUUGGACCUCUCCUCUCUAAAGCAGACAGACAACCCCAUGAUCCUCGAGCUGAAAAACCUGGAUUUGACCAAGAAGACGCUGAUUCACGAGGGCCCUCUAUCAUGGAAAAUGAACAAGGACAAGACUAUUGAGUUGUACACGCUCCUCCUGGAGGACAUCCUUGUUCUGCUACAGAAACAAGAUGAGCGUCUGAUCCUCAAGUGUCACAGCAAAAACCUGCCAGGCACCCCAGAUACCAAGCAGAUCUUCAGCCCCAUCAUCAAACUCAGCACUGUUCUGGUGCGCUCUGUGGCUACAGACAACAAGUCCUUCUUCGUUCUCUCCAUGUCCGACAACGGUGCCCAGAUCUACGAGCUGAUGGCGCCCACCGUCUCGGAUCAGAAGACGUGGCAGGCUCUGAUCUCGCAAAGGGCGGAUCAGAUGAAAGCCAAGCCUCACAGCGUCAUACCCUUACCUCAGACUGAUGGGGAGAGAGACGGCGUGGAGAUGAUUGCAGCUGGCGUCUCCAGACUGAGCAGAGAACGGGACCGCACAUCCAGCAGCAGCACUCAGUCCACAGAUAAAGAGAGCGGCCCAGCCUCCAGAAGUGCGCUGCAGAGUUCCCUCCCUGCUGGUAACCCAUUUGAGGAAGAGAAGGCAGACGGGGAGGAAGAGGAAGAAGAAGGCUUUGUGGACCCGGAGCUUCCUUAUCAAGUGUCUGAAGCGGACAGAGAAGGAGACUCGUUCGAUGUGUUUCCCUCAAGGGCAGACGAAGCAUUAAAAACACUGGCCGCCUUGAAGCAGGUUCUGGUGAACCAGCUGAUGUCCCAGGAAGCGGCCCAGCCAACCAAACGGUCCACAGGAGUCCGUCUCCUACGGACCACCUCUUUGAGGACCCCGACAGACAACCGCGCCAAGGUGAUGGUUCACAACGGUUCAGAGAACAGCAGCUCUAAGGCAGAGGAGCUGGCUCAGGACCUGGGAUCAGGAGACACUGGAUUUUUCGAUUCCCCUGACGAGUUCGCAGGAUGUUUAGUCCUGGAGGGCUACGGCGGCCAAGGGGAGAGCAACACAGACGACGACAUGCUGGCGUCGACCCCGGGGAAGCAGCUGAGGACCUCGCAAGGCUGCGCCGCCGACUCCGGCAUCAACCUGAGGUUCUCUUCAACGUCCCAGUUCGGCAGCCUCUCCACUUUCAGCAGACAGGUGUUGUGUCACCUGAGGAAUCUUCAGAGCAACCUCAGCUAUUUGAAGGAGGUUGAGACCAAGUACAAUAAUCUGCUACGCCAAAGGACAGAGGGCUCAUCGACGGACACAGAUGGAAACAGAGAGAAAAGAUAGUGUGGAGGGCGGUGGCGCAGCUUUUGGCUUUGGUCCCAUGGAAGAAGUACCGACUCGCCGUCUGUUCUUCUCUUCAGUCCUGGACUUUCUGGACGUCCUAUAAGCUUGUCCUUCGACUGCUGAGCUCUUCUCUCUUUUUUUUUUUUUUUUUUCCUCCGUCGCCACAGGGAAUAAUAGACUUAAGUGUGGAGCAAAUGUUUUUGAAGGGAGAAUUCAUCUGCGUGGUGCCAUGCCAUCCCUUCUCAGCACAAGGCAAUCAGGGAAGUGGGAUUGCCCCCCCCCCCCCAAAACCUCAACCCCUUUCUACCAUCGAACGCCCAUUUCCCCCUCCCUCUAAACUCCCUGCAAGAGAGAACUUAUACCAAAAUGUACAAAGAUGUGUGUUUAGAAUAUAUAUAUAUGAAACACAAACAAGAAAAGGAAAAUUUUAAGAUAAUGUAUUAAGAUUUCUUUUUUUUUUAUUCCCAAGAUGUAUUUAUUUUCUUUCUCUUCAUUUUUUUUUUUUUUUUUUUAAAAAGUGUUUCUCAAAUUGCGUGCAUGCUUUUGGCCGUGGGUGUUACCGUUUUAUCCUGCUUCGGGUCACACAUGCAAGCGCUCCAGCGUGUCCUGAUGCGUGGCGGCACUAUAUUCAGACUGAUAGAGGCCAGAGUUGCACUAGUGACGGAUGAAUCCGGCGUGUAUUAAAACUCCCCGAACGUUGUUAAAGUCUAAAUUUUUUUAAAUAAAUUCUAGGUUUGGUGUUAACUAGAAUGAAGAGUCUUAAGGCUCUGAUCUGGUCCUGUUACAUUUCUGUGCUGCUGAAUCCCUUCUCGUCUCCCUCGCUCUUUUCUCCUUUUGCGUGUGAUUCUCCCCCCCCCCCCCUUUUUUUCUCCUCUUUUUCCCCUGUGAACUUCUUUGGGUGUCAUCCCUUUCCUCUUUCAAGCAGCCGAGUGGCUCUCAUGCUUAUUUAUCCCUUCCCACACUCUAUAUGUCAUGCUUCCUGUUCUGCCUCUGGUUAUCUUGCCCUGUUAGCCUCUCCUACAAGGAGCGGUCAUGCUCUCUCUGUAUCAGCUUCUGACAGAAAUGCUGCUUCUUUUCUGCUACUGUGCUGGCGAUACUGAUCUGACUGCCCGCGAUCCCAAUAAUGUCAUGAAGUUCAACAUAUAGUGUACAAUGAUCAAGUUGGAAGGUUAUGCAUAACUUUACAAAAAUAAAAAAAUAAAAGGUGCCAUGACACAUUGACAAAGAAA